Messenger RNA from Nicotiana tabacum (common tobacco), 1197 nucleotides. The record is from RefSeq and is a predicted model, not a curated record. NCBI's taxonomy places the organism in Eukaryota, Viridiplantae, Streptophyta, Magnoliopsida, Solanales, Solanaceae.
AUGGAAACCAGAGUGAAAGAGCACAAUUUCAAGAGAAUUACCAAAGCUAUUACUCCAGAUUGGGAAGGGAUAAACAACUACCAAUAUGCUCAGAAUGGUAGGGUAUGGGUAUUAGGGGAUCCCAGAUGGUAUAGUGUGAAGUUAAUCAAAGUCGGGGCUCAAUAUGUUCAUUGUCAACUUACAGACAAUUUAGGGAAGAUAGACUGCUUAAUAAUAGUAGUCUAUGGACACAAUACAAUUGAGCAAAGGAAAGCAUUAUGGGCAGAUAUACAUAACUUGGCUGCAAACAUAACCACUCUUUGGCUAAUUGGAGGAGAUUUCAAUACAGUUCUAUAUUCUCAAGAUAGACUAAUGGGCAAUCCUAUAACAUAUUCUGAAACUCAAGACUUUGCCAGCUGCAUUCAAACUCUGCAGUUGAAUGAAUUGCUAUGGAAGGGUGAUUACUACACUUGGUCGAACAAGCAAGAUGAAACUGAUAGAAUCAGAAGCAGAAUAGAUAGGAUGUUUGGAAAUUUUGAAUGGAUGAUACAAUGGGGACAGGUACAAAAUGAAUAUGAUUUGCCUCAAAUAUCUGAUCAUUCACCUAUGCUUCUUUCAAUUUCCAUGAAUUCAAGGCCUGGCAAAAUCCCAUUCAGAUUUCUAAAUGUUUGGGCAGACCAUGGCAGUUUUGUACAAAUAGUGCAGGAAGUAUGGGAGCAGAAUGUGACAAAUUGGAGAAUGAAGAAUAUAAGGUUGAAGUUGAAAGCCUUGAAACCUAGACUUAAGACUUUAAAUAAUGAGGUGUUUAGAUCUAUUACUGACAAGAUUGACAAGGCUCGUGGAGAACUUCAAGAUAUACAAGAGAAGAUUACCACAAACUAUACUGAUGGCCUACUGGAGCAAGAGAAAACUGUCCUUCACCAGCUGGAAAAAUGGUCACUUAUAAAGGAAAGUGUCCUAAAACAAAAAUCAAGAGCAAGGUGGAUUAAGCUUGGGGAUUCCAAUUCCAAGUACUUUUCUGCUAUGCUAAAGAAGAGGAAUCAAAGGAAGCAGAUUAAGGAACUCACAUCCCUUGAUGGGAAGAAGCUCAAUGAUGCUGAUAAGAUCAAGCAUGAAAUUAUAGAGUUCUACAAAUCACUGAUGGGGACUGCAGCACCAAAUCUACCUGCAAUAAAUAGAAAGAUCAUGAAGCAAGGACUUAUGUUAUCCCAACAGUAA